ACGACACGGUCGUAAAUCCGCCAUCUUCCUGCGGCGCGUUGCGACAUGGAGGGCGCGAUGGCAGUGCGGGUGACGGCCGCGCAUACGGCAGAAGCCCGGGCCGAAGCCGGGCGGGAAGCGGGCGAGGGCGGGACCUCCGCGGACGCCUCCACCGCCAGCCCUGCCCUCAGACUCACGACCCGGCCCCUCUCGGCCGCCCUGCUCAUUGCAGAUGAGGAUGAUGUACACAGAUGCGGCCGCUGCCAGGCGGAGUUCACCACCUUGGAGGACUUUGUUCAGCACAAGCUCCAAAAGGUCUGCCAGCGGGUCCCUCAGGAAGCCCUGCCUGCCACCCCUGCUGCUGCGGCACUGCUGGGCCAGGAGGUGGUGCCAGCAGCAGCAGGCCCAGAGGAACCCAUCACCGUGGCCCACAUUGUGGUGGAGGCUGCUGCUCUAACGGCCGACAUCAACCACACACCUGACAUUGUCGGUGGCGGACACAUCAAAGAGGUCAUUGUGGCCGCUGAGGCAGAGCCAGGGGACAGCGAGAUGGCAGAGGCCCCGGGCAGCCCUAGCCAUCAGGGUCCCGGGCCCGCUGGGGAGGGCGAGCAGGCCCAGGUCAAGCUGCUGGUGAACAAGGACGGCCGCUACGUGUGCACACUGUGCCACAAGACCUUCAAGACGGGCAGCAUCCUCAAGGCCCACAUGGUCACUCACAGCAGCCGCAAGGACCAUGAGUGCAAACUGUGUGGGGCCUCCUUCCGGACCAAGGGCUCACUCAUCCGGCACCACCGGCGGCACACAGACGAGCGCCCCUAUAAGUGCGCCAAGUGUGGGAAGAGCUUCCGGGAGUCGGGUGCGCUGACCCGGCACCUCAAGUCUCUCACCCCGUGCACGGAAAAAAUCCGCUUCAGCAUGAGCAAAGAUGUGGUUGUCAGCAAAGAGGACGCUUCUGCAGGGUCUGGCACCUCCACCAUGGGGACUGUUACAUCAUCAUCAGUGACAGGCGAGCCCAUGGAGACGUCGCCGGUGAUUCACCUGGUGACAGAUGCCAAGGGCACUGUUAUCCACGAAGUCCAUGUCCAGAUGCAAGAGCUUCCCCUGGGCAUGAAAGCUCUCGCCCCGGAGCCCCCUGGCCCUGAGGAGCUUCCUUGUUCCAGUGAGGGCAGCCGUGAGAACCUGCUGCACCAGGCCAUGCAGAACUCUGGCAUCGUCCUUGAGCGGGUUGCUGGGGAGGAGGGAGCCCUGGAGCCAGGCCCUCCCACUGCAGCCAGCCCCCAGCCCCUGGGAGACAGUCCCCCAGAACUGCCGCUGCUGGAGGUGGAGCAAGUGGAGACAGUGGCCAGUGAGACCUCAGCUGUGCCCAGGACCCACCCAUGCCCUCAGUGCAGUGAGACCUUCCCAACGGCGGCUACCCUGGAGGCCCACAAGAGGGGCCAUGCAGGCCCGAGGCCGUUCACGUGCAUGCAGUGUGGCAAGGCCUUCCCCAAGGCCUACCUGCUCAAGAAGCACCAGGAGGUGCACGUGCACGAGCGCCGCUUCCGCUGUGGGGACUGUGGGAAGCUCUAUAAGACCAUCGCCCACGUCCGUGGCCACCGGCGUGUCCACUCGGAUGAGAGGCCCUAUCCUUGUCCCGAGUGUGGCAAGCGUUACAAGACCAAGAAUGCCCAGCAGGUGCACUUCCGGACCCACCUGGAGGAGAAGCCGCAUGUGUGCCCAUUCUGCAGCCGAGGCUUCCGGGAGAAAGGCUCACUGGUGCGGCACGUGCGGCACCACACGGGCGAGAAGCCCUUCAAGUGCUACAAGUGUGGCCGUGGCUUUGCGGAGCACGGUACCCUUAACCGGCACCUGCGCACCAAAGGGGGCUGCCUGCUGGAGGUAGAGGAGUUGCUGGUGUCUGAGGAGAGCCCCGCGGCAGCCGCCACCGUCCUUGCAGAAGACCCACACACUGUGUUGGUUGAGUUCUCAUCUGUGGUGGCCGACACCCAGGAGUACAUCAUUGAGGCCACCGCGGAUGACGCAGAGACCAGUGAAGCCACAGAGAUCAUCGAGGGCACCCAGACAGAGGUAGACAGCCACAUCAUGAAGGUGGUGCAGCAGAUCGUGCACCAGGCCAGCGCCGGGCACCAGAUUAUUGUGCAGAACGUGACCAUGGACCAGGAGGCGGAGCUGGGCCCAGAGGCAGCUGCUGCGGACACCAUCACCAUUGCCACCCCUGAGAGCCUGACAGAGCAGGUGGCCAUGACACUGGCCUCGGCCAUCAGUGAAGGCACUGUGCUCACAGCCCGCUCGGGCACAAAUGGUGCCGAGCAGGCCACUGUGACCAUGGUUUCAUCGGAGGACAUUGAGAUCCUGGAGCAUGCAGGCGAGCUGGUCAUCGCCUCGCCGGAGGGCCAGCUCGAGGUGCAGACAGUCAUCGUCUAGCAUGGGUGCCUGCAGGGUCCCAGUGGGCUGGGCUGAGGCAGGGCGCGAGGACCCUGAGUGCCCUGCCCACACCUGCCUGGCUGAGUACAGAGAAGAUGGGGCACAGACUUAAGGUGUUUAGAGGAGAUGUGAGAGUGUAAAUACAGAGUUUUUGGUUGCUUUACAAUAAAACAUGGAAACCCGCCGCUUGUGAUGUUGCGGCAGUGGCAGCCUUGGGGGCUGGUGCCACUGCCCUGGCAGGUUCCCCUCUGGCAGCCACUGCAUGCCCAGGCCACUCUAUACUCUAGUGUCUGUCACCCCACCCAGGGCUGCCCACGGGGCUGGCGGCACCUUGGCGGUGCGUGGGUGUCAUUGGCAUGUGGACAGGCAGCCUCCUGCCACUGCCCUGCCCAGCUGGAGCUGUGACCCCAA
Vicugna pacos (alpaca) is the source of this 2814-nucleotide messenger RNA. The record is from RefSeq and is a predicted model, not a curated record. Lineage: Eukaryota; Metazoa; Chordata; Mammalia; Artiodactyla; Camelidae.